Messenger RNA from Parastagonospora nodorum SN15, 507 nucleotides. RefSeq lists its product as hypothetical. The record is from RefSeq and is a predicted model, not a curated record. The coding region runs from base 1 to 507 and encodes 168 amino acids. The transcript has 2 exons. Lineage: Eukaryota; Fungi; Ascomycota; Dothideomycetes; Pleosporales; Phaeosphaeriaceae.
AUGCGCCCCAUCUCCACAAACAACGACUCAUCAAGACACGAGCAGCAACAACGACCACCUAUACCACGACGGGUUCUCCAAGACGAACGACAGUACUCCACUGUUGACGACAGAAUCCUAAAUCGCUACAUCUUUGCAAUUAUGACACCACUGCGACAAACACGGGAACGCUCGUCCAGGGACAGCAUCUGCGACGCGAUGACCUUAACAAGCGAUGAAUACGAGACACUAUAUGCAGAAGUUGAGAGAGAGAUGAGAGAACGAGCUAUAUUAUAUAGCGAGGGUGGUUGCGUCACGACAGAACAGCCCGCUGCAAAGUACGGCGCCCGACAGUCGCCUACGUACAAUCACGCACUUAGCAUGUCCGAUGUAAUCACAAUGCAACACGACGGAUGCGCUCCGAGCGACGCAAAAUGCGAUGUAACCAUAAUCCUGAGACUGGGCUGCGGAACAAUGAUGGAUAUGCUGAGGCUGUGGUCCACAGUGCCGGACAGUCUAACACCGUAA